CGGAUGUGUGUGUAUGGGAGGUCAUGCCUGUGGUGUAGCUGCUGUUCAAUAUUAAGCUUUUCUCUAAUAAUAUUAAUAAUAAUAGUUUAAUAAUAAUCGUAUUAUAAUGAAGCGGUGAUUCCUCACCUCUGCAGCUCCGCCCCGCCGCUCUGCUCACACUGGCCUCUGUGUCUCAGGUUGUGUAUCCUGGCUGUUCUAUAGAGGAUAAUGGGUCCAGCCGGGCUUCUACCUGUUCUACACAGACUAAAGACUCUGUCGUUUAAAUGCACAUCAUUAUCAGCAGCAGCAGCAGCUAAAUGCUCCUCCUUUCAGAUGUCUAGAGCAGACCUGUGGGUUGGUCCCACCUGCACCCUGCUUCACAGAAGAAACAUCACUGUGGAGACGGCCCUCAGCCACCAUGGGUCAGAGCUAACGGACAGGGAGAAAAGGCUGCUGGACAGGCUGUAUAAUGGGCUGGUUGGGGGUCAGCGAGCGUCUCUCGCUGAGUCUAUAACUCUGGUGGAGACUCAGCACCCGCGGAAGAAGGAGCUGGCCCAGGUCCUGCUACAGAGAGUCCUGGCCUUCCGGCAGCAGCUGGAGAGACAGAACGGCGGGAAACCUGUGGCCUUUAGAGUGGGUCUGUCUGGUCCUCCGGGGGCGGGGAAGUCCUCAUUUAUUGAGGUGUUGGGGAAGAUGCUGACUGGAAAAGGCCACAGAGUCUCUGUGCUGGCUGUUGACCCCUCCUCCUGCACCACUGGGGGUUCAUUAAUGGGGGAUAAAACACGAAUGACCGAGCUCUCUCGCGACAUGAGUGCCUUCAUCCGCCCGUCACCCACCUCCGGAACGCUCGGCGGGGUGACGAGGACCACCAACGAAUCUAUCGUCCUCUGUGAGGGUGCAGGCUAUGACGUCGUCCUGGUGGAGACAGUAGGUGUGGGACAGUCUGAGUUUGCUGUGGCUGAUAUGGUGGACCUGUUCGUGCUGCUGAUUCCACCGGCAGGGGGAGAUGAACUGCAGGGAAUUAAGAGAGGGAUCAUUGAAAAGGCUGACCUGGUGGUUGUCACAAAGUCUGAUGGAGAUCUGGUCGUUCCAGCACGGAAAAUUCAAGCUGAGUAUACGAGUGCUCUGAAGCUGCUCCGCAAGAAAUCCAAAACAUGGAAACCCAAGGUGGUGCGGGUGUCCUCUCAGACGGGUGAGGGAGUGCCAGAGCUUUGGGAGGUCAUGCUGCAGUUUCGGGACUCCAUGCUGGCCUGUGGUGAGCUGCAGGUUCGGAGGCGGGAGCAGCAGAAGGUGUGGUUGUGGAGCCUGAUCCAGGAGAACGCCCUGCAGCACUUCAGAGAACACCCGGCGGUGCAGGCUGGCCUACCUGAGAUGGAACGGAGGGUGACGCAGGGAGAUAUCUCACCUGGACUGGCUGCUGACCUUCUGCUCAGGGCGUUCAGGUCCUCACAAUAGCAGAGGAACAUUUACACACAGAAGAUUCCUCAUUAUAGAGUUAUGGAGACACUUCCAGCAGAAACCGGCAGUUUUGAGAUGUUGAUUACAGUAAUUGGCCUUUUAAGAGGGCUUAACACAUACUUUCUAUGCUGCGUUAUGUAUGUGUAUAACUGCCUUUGUGAUUGAAAAUGUUGUUGACUUUUCUAAUUACAGCAUGUCAGAGAGGGUGUAUCAGUAUCGCUGAGUGUGAAGGAUCUGAGGAAGAUAUCAUCAGAACAAGCUGAGUGAGAUAUCAUUAAGACACUGAAAUACAGGAUCCUGUAGCAAAUCUGUUCUAAAACAGCACACAAACACUUACACACACACACUCACACUGUGUGAUGAGAAGUAGUGAGCUACAGCGGUAAGAAAAUUUUGGGCACCCCUGGUAAUAUUCAUGAUUUUCCUUUAUAAAUCAUUUUUCUAAUCAGCAAUUUCAGUUAAAUAUGUCAUAUGUCAGAUGAACACAGUAAUAUUUGACAAAAGAAAUAAAGUUUAUAGGAUUUACAGAAAGUGUGCAAUAAUUCUUUAACAAAACUAGACAGGUUCAUAAAUUUGGGCACCCCAAGAUAAAAAUAAAAUCAAUAUUUAGUAGCUCCUCCUUUCGCAGAAAUAACAGCCUUUAAACGCUUCCUAUAGCUUCCAGUGAGAGUCUUACUUUGGUUGGACCGUUCUUCUUUACAAAACAUUCAAAACAUCUCCAGUUCAGUCAGGUUUAAAGGUUUCUGAGCAUGAACAGCCCACUUUAAAUCAUACCACAAAUUAUAUUUCAAUAAUAUUCAGGUCUGGGGACUGAGAUGAUCUGAGAUGAUCAUUCCAGAACAUUGCACUUGUUCCUCUGCAUGCAUGCUUUAGUAGAUUUAUAGCCGUGUUUAGUGUUUAGGGUCGUUGUCUUGUUGAAGUAUCCAGCCCUGGUGCUUCAACUUGAAUAGUAAAGUGUUUGUCUUGGAAUGCUGUGUUCUUUUUCCAUCAUGCAUAAAUAACAGCCCUCCAAUUAUCAGUUUCAUCAGUCCACAGAACCUUAUUCCAAAAUUAAGCUGGCUUGUCCAAAUGUGCUUUAGCUUUAGCAUACCUCAAGCGAAGCUGUUUGUGGCGUGUGCUCAGAAAAAAGCUUCUUCUGCAUUCCUUACUCUCACAUACAGACUGUCCUUGUGCAAAGUGCGCUGAAAAGUUGAAUGAUGCACAGUAAAUCUGCAGCAAGAUGAUGAUGUAGGUCUUUGGAGCUCUGGAGGUCUGUGGGUUGAUUAUGACUGGUCUCACCAUCCUUCUCCUCUGAUUAUCUGAGAUUUUUCUUGUUCUGCCACUUCAGGCCUUAAUUAGAACUGUGCCUGUGAUCUUCCAGUUCCUCACUUCCAGUUCCUCACAGUGAAAACUUACAGCUGAAAUCUCUGAGAUUAUUGAGCUUUUUGUAUCCUUCCUCUAAACCAUGAUGUUAAACAGUCUUUGUUUUCAGGUCAUUUAAGAGUUUUAUUUUGAAGCUCCCAUGUUGCCACUCUUCAAAAAGAUGCAAAGAGGUGAAAAACUUGCAAUUGGCUCCUUAACCCUUUCUCAUAAUUUAAUUCACCUGUGUAUGUAGGUCAAGGGUCAAUAAGCUUACCAAACAAAUUUUAAGUUCCAGUAAUUAGUGCAAAAGGUAUUCAAAUCAAUAAAACAAAUAAAGGGUGCCUAAAUUUGUUCACCUGCCUAAUUUUGUUUAAAGAAUAUGUCAUCAUUUGUCAAUUUGUUUAAUAAAUUGAUUGAUGAGAAGUUUGAUCAAUUUCAGGUUUAAGUCCUCUUGAAAAGUUUUUUUAUAAAAUUAUGUCAAAUUUGUCUUUUUUUUCCUCAGUUGUUUUGUGUUGUUCCUAUACACACAAAUUAAAUAAACAUGUGUAUAACAAAACGUGUAAUUGCAAACAUUUUCUGGGAGAAAUACUUCAUUUUCUGGGAAAAAAAAUCAGGGGUGCCAACACUUUCGGCCAUGACUGUAUAGUGUUUAUUUUUUGUAAAAAAAAUUCAAUUAUUCGAACAAGCAAUUGUGCAGUUUUAAAUAGUUAAAUAUAUGUUAUUCGAUUCAGAGUUGAAAAAAAGAUAAAAAAUAGGUUUAAUUGUUUACAUGAAAAAUUAAUUUUUUAAUUUUUAAAAUGGCCCAAAUACUGGCUUAUUAUUUCCCCCACUCUACACUACUGUAAAUGUUCCGGCUGAAGGUGCUCGCUGGGUGUCCUGUAGAAAUACCCACAGACCAGCAUUAGAUGGCGCCAUAAGCUUUGAGAGAGAGAACUGUCCAUUAUGUAAAGGCUCUCUGCACACAUCAGCUGUGCGUCUCUGUCCGCAGUGGUGUGUGACAUGAGUCUAUUGUGCUAGUGAAGCAUGCAGAGGUGCCUACCUACCUCUCUCACCAGCACUGUUCAACCAACCCCCCCCCCACACACACACACACAUCACUCUCUCUCUUUCUUUCUCUCUCUCUCUCUCUUUUUUUCUUUAUCUCUCUCCCUUAGAAAAGAAAUGUAUAGAUUGAACAUUAGGCUUCAAUACUUCAGAAAUCAAGAUAAAUCAAGAUAAAACACAAAGCGAUGCACUAUAUAUGUCCUGCAAUUAUUUGUGCAAAUAAAUGCAUAAAAAAUGCUAUCCAUUGCUGAUACAGAUGUGCAAAUGCAUGCAAAAGUUCACAGCUUGCCUGCUAUGCUAUGUAAUUAAUAAUUGCCAAUACAAUAGGACUCUCUGGAGCAGAUUAACAUGAACCAAUUGACAGCGUGCCUUACAAUGGCAUGUGUGGGUUAGAGUGGUGUAAAGCCACCCAGCACUGAGCUGUGGAGCAGUAGAGGAACUGUAAUGGAUGGAAUGAUGGUUGGAGCGCCAUCCAUCCAUAUUUUAGAUUUGGGAUAGCAUGAGCUAGGUUUAGAUGAGAUACUGAUAUCCUGAAUUCACUAAUUGCUCUUGAAUUGCUGAAUGCAAUCAAAUCCUCACAGCAAAUAGUAGAAAGCCUUGCUUAGAGUAGAGACAGUUCUCCCACAAAAGCAGCAUAAACUCUUUUUUCCAUUUUUUUAAAAAUACCCUUGAUUUUUGAUUGAAGAGGGAGCAAUAAAUGAGCAGGUGUCCCAAUACUUUUGUCCAUGUAGUGUAGAGAGAAGGAUAUGAGAGCUACAAUCAUCUGUCUUGUUUUUUUUUUUUUUCUUUUUUUUUUUUUUAAAUCCACAUGACUACAGAAGCAUCUCUCAGCCGCUGCUCAUUGGUUCUACAACACAGAGCGUGUGUUUGUGCAUGUCGGUGAGUGUAUGUGUGUGUGUGUGUGAGUGUGUGUGUGCGCGUCCUGUCUCUUGUGCAUGUGCCCUCUGUCUUAUGACUCCGUGCUGAAUGCACCAUGAAUACUGAUGACUCCUUAAGGCCUAAGGACCACCCUCACCAUCAAUCACAAACAGUAGCUCCUCUCCCCGUCUGCCGGCGAAGAUUCCUCCUGAUCUGAAAGUGUCUGGACGCCGUCCAUGAAGUGCAAAUGGAUUGUAGCUUUCCUGGAAUGACUCUUCCAUAGUCUGUCAUAUCGUGUUAAGCUAUUUUAGGCUAAACGGCAGCUCACGUAGCCUACAUAUGUUUAGCAUUUAGAGUGGUUUGUUCAGUGUAAGCAGAGAACCAGGGCAAGGUCUUGGAGGGGCGCUGGAGGGUUUUGUGUUUGGGGAAGAGUUUCUAGGCCUUUUUCUGUCCUUACAGCCAAACUAUACAGCUAAUCGUGUGUGUGUGUGUGUGUGUGUGUGUUUGGCUCCUAACUGUAACUGUAGGCGUGUAUACGUCACAGUGAGUGUGGUGGAGGUCCAUGAGGACACGUAUGAGCCAUUAGAUCUCAAGGAUGUGUUGGAAAAGCAACCUUUCCCUCGUGGCUCUAUGCUCAAAGUUGUCGAUAUUGUAAAAAUAUAUAUAUA
This is a messenger RNA of Astyanax mexicanus (Mexican tetra), 5348 nucleotides long. RefSeq names its product metabolism of cobalamin associated A (gene mmaa). Gene Ontology annotation, cellular component: cytoplasm. The coding region runs from base 208 to 1434 and encodes 408 amino acids. The record is from RefSeq and is a predicted model, not a curated record. Lineage: Eukaryota; Metazoa; Chordata; Actinopteri; Characiformes; Acestrorhamphidae. The transcript is spliced from 8 exons. Gene Ontology annotation, molecular function: GTPase activity; GTP binding.